CAUAUCAUCUGCAGGUGUGUGUGAUCCUCAUGACAGUCCGUCGUGCCAGAAGAAGAACGCUUUUCUCUCCUGCGCUCUGGAUCAGUUUCAAGGAUGUGAUGCAGUCCGGAAGCCCAAUGUGACAGUCCUGGAUCUGAAAUUUAGCGAAACGAAAAUACCCGAGACAAUCACGACUUACAUGUGUCAGGGAUUCGAACUAGAACUGGAGACCGAUCACCACAUCAUCGCCAGCGAACCACUCGUCGACAAUAGAAAUGUUCUGCACCACAUCAUUGUUUUUGCAUGCAAAAUCGUGAUCACCACCCCUCACCUCUGCGGAAUGGUCAGUGAGAAAUGUAUGCAAAUGAUCAGUGCCUGGACUGUUGGUCUGUCCGGUCAGUGCUUUGGACCAACAGCUGGCUACAGGAUUGGACCAACGAGCAAUACAAAACUCAUUCUUCAGAUGCAUUACUACAACCCGCUCAGAUCUAACAACUACACCGACGCCAGCGGGAUCCGCCUCCAUAUCCAGCCUGCAUUACCCGAGGUCCAAAACAUGGCCACAUUUUUCGUUGGUCAGAUGCAGCUGAUGCUUCGUCCAGGUCAAAGCCAGGUGAAAGAUUAUGCACAUUGCUCGGGGUCGUGCUCCAGUCACCUCCUUAAACAACCCAUCUACGUCAUGGCUGCCGUCAACCACAUGCAUUACCUGGGUCAGUCUAUACAAGUGGAACUCUUCAGAAAUGGAAAAAAGAUUGCAGACAUAGCCAAGGAUGAUCGGUUUAACUACGAUUCUCCAGUUACACAUAACCACAUGCCGCCACUGGAAAUCAGACCAGGCGAUGACAUAAAGACUACAUGUAUCUACAACACUUUGAACACCAACCAUUAUGUCAAGUUUGGAAACUCAACGGAAGACGAGAUGUGUUUUGGUUUUAUGUUUGUUUACCCACAAGAAGCCUUCAACAACUAUUUUUCUUGCGAGUCGCUUGGCCCAGCUGAUGCAUGUACUUUCUCGGAACGACAACCUGUAGCUGGAUGUAACUGGGAGCAGUUUGAUUUCACUCUGUAUAAUGCUUUAAAUAGAAAAUGCCCCUUAAGUGAAACAUGCACGCCAGAGUGUCGGGACAGCCUGAUGCCUCUCAGAGACGACCCUUGCCUCAGGGGAGAGGCCUCCACUUUCUAUAGACGUUUUCUUUUGGAUCGUCAGGGAGGCGAGACAAUCCUGGGUUGGCUCCAUUCCUGCAACAUAGACAUGCACAACUACUCUAAAACGGAAGUUGUAACAAACGUCCACGGCAGUCCAACAGACGCAUCUACCAAGAUAUCCACAAUGUUUACUGUUUUGAUAAUAUCCAUGGCUGUAGUCUCAAUAUAUGUGUAA
This is a messenger RNA of Candidula unifasciata, 1360 nucleotides long. The record is from the annotation of a GenBank genome assembly. Lineage: Eukaryota; Metazoa; Mollusca; Gastropoda; Stylommatophora; Geomitridae.